CAUUCCUGAAGCGGCUGAAACAGAGAAAAUGGCUCGUUGAGAUUGAAUUGGGGAACCGAUCUAGAGAGCAGUCUUUUAAUGCUGAAACAAGCGUGAAAGCAAGGAACAAAGUGGAAACUGGCUGGCAAUUGGCGUAGAUCUCCCAGUUUUCUUCUUCCCCACCUGCUUGAUCGGUAUUGAAUGACCCGUACGUAAACAGAGCUCGCGGAGACAUGGGGACCCCAAUGAACGUCAUCGUUGUGGGUUCUCAUGUGUGGGUGGAGGAUCCCAACGUCGCAUGGAUCGAUGGAGAGGUUACUGCGAUCACAGAUAGCAAUGCCACCGUCGUCAUCACUAAUGGCGACGCCACCAAGACUGUCGUGGUUAGUCUGUCAAAUGUAUACCCUAAAGAUACAGAGACUCAUCAAGCUGGGGUGGAUGAUAUGACCAAGUUAGCUUACCUCCAUGAACCAGGAGUUCUCCACAAUCUCUCGACGCGUUACGCACUGAAUGAAAUAUAUACAUACACUGGGAAUAUUUUGAUCGCUGUAAACCCAUUCCGGAGGCUUCCACAUUUGUAUGAUCUCGACGUGAUGGAGCAGUACAAAGGUGCCGCUUUCGGCGAGCUAAGGCCGCAUCUUUUCGCAGUCGCGGAUGCUUGCUACAGGGCAAUCAUAAAUGAACAGGGAAGUCAAUCGAUUCUGGUUAGUGGAGAGAGUGGAGCUGGUAAAACGGAGACGACCAAGAUGCUCAUGAGGUAUCUAGCUUUCAUGGGUGGGAGGUCGUGCACAGAGGGCCGAACAGUAGAACAGCAAGUCUUGGAGUCUAAUCCAGUGCUCGAAGCAUUCGGGAAUGCCAAAACAGUGAAAAAUAAUAACUCAAGCCGUUUUGGUAAAUUCGUCGAGAUUCAAUUCGAUAAGUAUGGAAAGAUUUCUGGAGCUGCAAUCCGCACAUAUCUGCUCGAGCGCUCCAGAGUUUGUCAACUAUCUGAUCCAGAAAGAAACUACCAUUGCUUUUACAUGCUCUGCGCUGCACCGCCGGAGGAUGCAAAGAAGUUUAAGGUUGCUGACCCAAGAACGUUCCAUUAUCUAAAUCAAACCAACUGCUAUGAUGUUGCAAAUGUGGAUGAUGCUAGGGAGUACUUGGAGACUAGAAAUGCCUUGGAUAUUGUCGGAAUCAAUGUGGAAGAACAGGUCAGUUGAGCUUCGUUCGAGUUGAUUCUUACUAAACCAAAUUGUGGAAUUUGAAUCUGCAU
Molecule: messenger RNA, 1234 nt
Organism: Zingiber officinale
Lineage: Eukaryota; Viridiplantae; Streptophyta; Magnoliopsida; Zingiberales; Zingiberaceae
Product: myosin-12-like
Exons: 9
Coding region: 213-1181 (322 amino acids)
Biological process (GO): actin filament organization; vesicle transport along actin filament
Cellular component (GO): actin cytoskeleton; vesicle; cytoplasm
Molecular function (GO): ATP binding; actin filament binding; microfilament motor activity
Source: RefSeq, a predicted model, not a curated record